This is a messenger RNA of Thlaspi arvense, 1521 nucleotides long. Lineage: Eukaryota; Viridiplantae; Streptophyta; Magnoliopsida; Brassicales; Brassicaceae. The record is from the annotation of a GenBank genome assembly.
AUGGAAUGUGGAGCAGGUAGCCACUUGAAAACCCACGAUUUUCUUCAACCGUUAGAAUGUGUUGGUGCUAAAGAAGAUACAAGUAGGGUUAACACUACGACUUCAGCGUCCGAGAAGCCACCGCCGCCUGCACCACCUCCACCACUGGAGCAUGUGCUUCCCGGUGGUAUAGGAACCUACACAAUCAGCCCUAUUCCUUACUUUCAUCAUCAUCAUCAGAGAAUUCCUAAGCCCGAGUUGUCACCACCGAUGAUGUUCACUGCUGCUGCGCAAGCGAGUGGUGGUAAUGAGAGAAACGUCGUGGAGGAGAAUUCAAACGCUAACUGCAGCUCGUACGCUGCUGCGGCAAGCGGGUUUACGCUGUGGGAUGAAUCUGGUUCUGGGAAGAAGGGACAGACAAGGAAGGAGAAUAAUGUUGGGGAGAGAGCAAACAUGAGAGCUGAUGUUGCAACUGCUAUGAGACAAUGGCCAGUGGUGGAACGACAGUCCCAAUCUUUGACGAAUAACCAUUUGAGCGGUUUUAGUUCUCGCUCAGGGUCUGUACUCAAGAGCCAGAGCUUCAUGGACAUGAUAAGAUCAGCGAAAGGAAGUUCACAGGACGAUGAUUUAGAUGAUGAAGAAGAUUUCCUCAUGAAGAAAGAAAGCUCAUCCACUAGCCAGAGCCAUAGAGUGGAUCAGAGAGUAAAAUCAGACGCGAGAGGCUCUGGUAACGAUCAAAAGCUGAACACGCCUAGGUCUAAACAUUCUGCUACUGAGCAACGGAGGAGGAGCAAGAUCAAUGAUAGAUUUCAAAUGUUGAGACAACUAAUACCCAACAGCGACCAAAAAAGGGACAAGGCCUCCUUCUUGCUGGAGGUUAUCGAGUAUAUUCAGUUCUUACAAGAGAAAGCAAAUAAGUAUGAGACUCCGUACCAAGGAUGGAAUCACGAACCUGCGAAGCUAUUGAAUUGGCAGAGAAACAACCAACAGCUAGUACCUGAAGGAACCGUUGCUUUUGCUCCAAAAUUGGAAGAAGAGAAGAACAACAUUCCCGUUUCGGUCCUCGCAACAGCACAAGGCGGUGUUAUUGAUCAUCCAGAAACACUGAACCGAGCAAUGCCAACGACCGCUCCGUUUCCUAUGUCAGUUCAAAGCAACAGUUUGUUCUCUGCUGUAAUUGCGGGUAACCCCGUAACUCAGCUCCACACAAGAGUCGCAUCAGAAACCGUAGAGCCAAGCCUGAGUUCUCGGAGUCGGACUCAGCCAUUGAAAGAAGAAGAAGAAGGGGAUGAGGAAGUUCAUGAGGGUAACAUCAGUAUAUCAAGUGUUUACUCACAAGGAUUAGUUAAAACACUAAGAGAAGCAUUGGAGAAUUCAGGAGUGGACUUAACGAAAGCAAGCAUCUCUGUUGAAAUCGAGCUUGCUAAACAAUCCUCUUCUUUCAAGGAUCAUGAAGUUCGCGAACCGAUUUCUCGAACCGGAAACGACGACGUCAAGCAAACUCGGAAACCAAAACGGCUCAAGACGAACAAUAGAAGUUAA